CAUUACUGUACUGAACGGAUUUAAUGAAACUGGUCGGUUAAGUUCAGUUUCGGACUCAGUUUCGCGUUUCUAGAAAAAACUUGCCUCAGAAGCAGCUUUUUUAUUACGUAAACAAAACUUGCAACCAUUCAUUUUUAAUAAACAGAUUUACAUGAAGUAAAUUUAUAACUGGACGUGAUAUUAUCAGCGUAUAAAUCAGUAUUCAGUCAUCUUGAAGAGUUUCUGCCUCAUAACUGAAAGAUGUUAAAAGCGGUUAUCCUAAUUGGGGGUCCUCAAAAAGGUACCAGGUUCCGCCCCCUGUCAUUCGAGGUGCCCAAACCACUGUUCCCCGUGGCAGGGGUUCCCAUGCUGCAGCAUCACAUAGAAGCCUGUGCUCAAGUUCCUGAUAUGAAGGAGAUAAUACUCACAGGGUUUUUUCAACCCAAUGAUGAGCUAAACCGCUUCAUUUCUUCUGCCCAGCAGGAGUUUAAAAUCCAAAUAAGGUACCUGCAGGAGUUUGCUGCCCUGGGUACAGGUGGUGGGAUCUAUCACUUUCGUGACCAGAUCCUGUCUGGGGGUCCGGCUGCAUUUUUCCUAAUGAAUGCUGAUGUAUGCUCCGAGUUCCCCUUGCAGGAAAUGCUCCGGUUCCACCGUCAACAUGGCGAGAAUCAUUGCGGAGUCUUACUGGGAACUACAGCCAAUAGAACACAGUCUCUGAACUACGGCUGCAUUGUGGAAAACCAUGAGACAAAUGAGGUGCUCCAUUUUGUGGAGAAACCCAGUACUUUUGUAAGUGACAUUAUCAGCUGUGGCAUCUAUUUGUUCACACCAGAUAUUUUUGGUCAUAUUGGGAACAUUUUCCAGAGGAACCAGCAAGAGAGGAUCCAGGAAGAGCUCACUAAUGGCAAGCAGAUGCCAGAGGUGAUUCGGCUAGAACAGGACAUCUUUACAACCCUAGCGGGACAGAAAAAACUCUUUGUCUACAAAACACAGCAUUUCUGGAGUCAGAUAAAGUCUGCAGGGUCAGCAAUAUAUGCGAGUCGUUUGUACCUCAAGCAGUAUCAUAAGACACAUCCUGAGCGACUGGCUACAAACCAAGAUGGAACCCCCAAAAUUAUUGGGGAUGUUUAUAUCCACCCUACCUCAAACAUUGAUCCCUCUGCUGUGUUGGGUCCUAAUGUUUCCAUUGGCAAAGGGGUGACCAUUGGAGGAGGCGUAAGAGUGAGGGAGUCCAUUGUUUUACAUGGAGCUGUGUUACAGGAUCACUGUUGUGUGUUGAACAGUAUUGUUGGGUGGGACAGUACAGUGGGGAAAUGGGCAAGAGUGGAAGGAACUCCAAGUGACCCCAAUCCCAACGACCCGUAUGCCAAGAUUGACAGCGAGACUCUGUUCAGAGAUGGAGGUCUUACCCCAUCCAUCACCAUCCUUGGCUGCAAUGUGAAUAUUCCAUCAGAGGUCAUCAUUCGAAACUCUAUCGUCUUGCCUCAUAAAGAUCUCAACAGGAGCUUCCAAAACCAGAUUAUCCUAUAGAAGACACUUUCCUUUAAUGCAUUUCUGAAUAAACACUGUAAAAUAGGUCAUAUAGAAAGUAAAUAGCCUAAAGAUUGCACAUAGUAUUGUUUAUUAUUAUUUAAUGUUUAUCAUUGUGUAUGUAUUUGAUAGUUACAGUUCUGAGAAAAGGAAUCCACUUGUGUGGUUAAAAUGUAUUGCAGUAAUAAUAUGGUUCAUUGAGGUAUUUUCCUGAUUAUUUUAGGGAUGGGAAUUUUGUAUUUAAUGGCUCAUCCUAUGUAUGCCUUACAUACACACAGUAACACAACACUAGAUUUUAGUGUUAUUUUACUUAUAUUUCUUAAUUACAAAUCACACAUACCUGUAUUGCCUUUUCAUUAAAUUAAGGAGUAAGCAAACAAGUAUUUUUUUUUAGAAACUGACAGAUUUGAAGACAUAUUUUUGGCAGGAGUGGAAAAGGAUGGUGAUAAGGUUUAGUUUUUUAACAAAAAAGGUUAGGGGUUUUUCAUUAUUCCUCUUUUCUGUUGCAAUCAUGUAUUAAAAUCACCAGAUUUUACAACAUGUGGAGUUUUAUUAUGACAAAUUGAUGAGUCCCCUUUGAGCACAAACUGAAUUGCUUUUAUAUUUUAUUUGAUUUAGAAAAGAUCUUAUCACUUUACAUUUCUUGGAUGAAUCUCUCUGGC
Labeo rohita (rohu) is the source of this 2171-nucleotide messenger RNA. RefSeq names its product GDP-mannose pyrophosphorylase Ab (gene gmppab). Gene Ontology annotation, molecular function: transferase activity. Bases 241 to 1509 code for a protein of 422 amino acids. The record is from RefSeq and is a predicted model, not a curated record. Gene Ontology annotation, biological process: biosynthetic process. Gene Ontology annotation, cellular component: cytoplasm. NCBI's taxonomy places the organism in Eukaryota, Metazoa, Chordata, Actinopteri, Cypriniformes, Cyprinidae. The transcript has 12 exons.